AUGUUUCAUUUGAUCCCUGUGUCUUCGUGUAAUGGGAAGAUCAAUCAUAUUGAGAGCAAUGAGUGUCAGGCUUUUGAUGGGAUGCACCACGGUAAACCAGGCAUGGCUCUCCGUCACUGUGCAGUGUGCACCCAGCGUUCCGCUGGGAAGCUGGCUCUCACACCGGGUGUGCGCGUGUAUGUGCAGAGUACCACCCGGCUGCCCAGAGAUGGGGAGGUUCCAGGAGUAGACUAUAAUUUCAUCAGCGUGGGGGAUUUUCGCAUCCUGGAAGAGAGUGGAUUACUGCUGGAGAGCGGAACAUAUGAUGGUAACUUCUAUGGCACUCCCAAACCUCCUGCGGAGCCCAACUUGAUUCAGCCUGACCUGGUCGACCAGGUUUUGUUUGAGGAGGAUUAUGGCACCGAAGUCCAACGAAAGCGAACAACCUCCGUCAGCAAGAUGGACCGCAAGGACAGUGUGGUCCCUGAGGAGGAAGAGGAUGAGGAACGGCCACAGCUGCCAAACGGCAUCCCAGAGAGGACAGAGGAGUGGAGGAAAGCUGUGCCCAGCUACACUCAGUCCAGUGGUGGAGGCAGUGCAGGUGGCAGUGGGACUCUGGAAGUCCGCACCUGGAGCUCUUUAGCCAGAGACGAAAGCCUGGAGCCCCUGCCAUACAACUGGGAAAUGGCCUACACGGAGACAGGCAUGGUCUACUUCAUAGACCACAACACAAAAUCGACUACGUGGUUGGACCCUCGUCUGGUCAAAAAAGCCAAGCCCCCUGAAAAGUGUGAGGAUGGAGAACUUCCAUAUGGAUGGGAGGAGAUUGAUGACCCGCAGUAUGGCACAUACUACGUUGAUCACAUAAACCAGAGAACCCAGUUUGAAAAUCCGGUUCUAGAGGCCAAGAGGAAACUCGGUUUGGACACUGCAGUCGCAACUCAGACCCAACAGAGGGCAGCACCUCCUCCAGGGGGAGCUGCUGGUACGCUGGGGUUCUCGCGGGACCCAACCCAGCUGAAGGGGGAGCUGUAUCACACGGCUCUCAGGAAGAGCCAGCAGGGCUUUGGUUUCACCAUCAUUGGUGGAGACCGACCUGAUGAGUUCCUACAGGUGAAGAACGUUCUUGCUGAUGGCCCGGCCGCCCAGGACAACAAGAUGGCCUCUGGUGAUGUAAUUGUGGAAAUCAACGGCACACUUGUCUUAGGCAAGACCCACGCCGACGUGGUCCACAUGUUCCAGUGCAUCCCAAUUAAUCAGUACGUUGACAUGGUCCUCUGUCGUGGAUACUUGCUUCCCCCUGACGUGGACGUGGACAGCGAGGACCUUCCCCCUCCACCUCCACCUCCGACAGGAGAGAUCGUAACCGCCGUACCCCUCAUCAAUGGCCAGCCACUGCUGGUCAAAGGUGACGCCCUUCACGGCUCCUCCCAAGAGCUUCACUACGUAACCACAGACGCCAGUGGGCGGCCGGUGGUCGCUGCUCUUCCAGGAGGCAGCAGCAGCAGUGCAAUUGACAGGCCCAAGACGGGGAUGCUGCAGCCGGAGCUGGUGAGCGUGCCAAUCGUGAAGGGACCUGGAGGAUUUGGCUUCGCCAUUGCAGACUGUCCUCUGGGGCAGAAGGUGAAAAUGAUCCUGGAUGAGCAGUGGUGCCGAGGCCUGUUGAAAGGAGACGUGAUAAAAGAGAUUAACAGGCAGAACGUGCAAACGCUGAGCCACGCGCAGGUGGUGGAUAUACUGAAGGACCUCCCGGUGGGCAGCGAGGUGAAUCUGUUGGUGUUGAGAGGAGGUCAGACGUCGCCUGUGAAGAGUUUAAGACCUAGACCGGGGUUGAGUGCCAGCACUGAAACUCUGGACCGUUGCCAUGACAUCAUGGUUCCCCAGGCUUUAACCUAUCACUCAAACACACUGCCAUGCAGCUCUCCAAAACAAGACGCUUCCCUCCACUACAGCAAACCCAAAGCCUUGCCGGAGAGCAUAGUACCUCACUAUAAAGAGUUGGACGUGUUCAUCAAGAGAGAUCAGGAGACAGGCUUUGGCUUCCGUGUGCUUGGAGGAGAAGGUGCAGAACAACCAGUCUACAUUGGUGCCAUCAUUCCCCAGGGGGCGGCAGAGAAGGAAGGCCGUCUGAGGGCCGGAGAUGAGCUCGUUGGUAUCGAUGGCAUCACUGUGAAGGGGAAAUCUCACAAACAAGUUCUGGAUCUGAUGACUAACGCAGCACGCAACGGACAAGUGCUGCUUUCAGUGCGCAGGAAGGUCAUUUACAGAGAUGCCCUGGAGGAUGUUGGGAGCGGAGCGUUGACCCUUGUGAAUGGCUCACCUCAGCUUCCACGUAUCCGGGUGCCAAGCAUCAAGAACCAGGGGUCGUUUGAUAUCACGCUCCAUCGUAAAGAUAACGAGGGCUUUGGCUUUGUCAUUCUCACAUCGAAGAGCAAACCGCCUCCUGGAGUGAUUCCUCAUAAGAUCGGUCGAAUAAUCGAGGGCAGUCCGACUGACCGCUGCGGACUGCUGAACGUGGGUGACCGCAUUUCCGCUGUGAACAGCCAGUCCAUUGUGGAGCUCUCUCACAACGACAUUGUUCAGCUUAUCAAAGACGCGGGGAACUCCGUCACACUCACCGUGGUUCCUGAGGACGAGUACAAAGGCCCACCCUCAGGAGCCAGUUCGGCCAAACAAAGUCCAGCACCGCAGCACAAGAUUCUCAAAUCCACUCAGGAUGAGAGAUAUAAUUUGGAUAUGGAUGAGAUCAGGGAUGAGCUCGUACGGACAGAGUAUAAAGCUCUUCCCAUGAGUGAACAGGGAACGCUGUGUGUCGCCAACUCCAAACAGGGCUGUAUUGCGGUAGAGUUGGAGCGUGGACCUCGUGGUUUUGGCUUCAGUCUGAGAGGAGGAACGGAGUAUAACAUGGGCCUCUACAUCCUGCGGCUGGCUGAGGACGGCCCUGCUCUACAGGACGGCAGGAUACUCGUAGGAGAUCAGGUAGUGGAGAUCAAUGGAGAACAGACGCAAGGCAUUAGUCACACCAGAGCCAUUGAGCUGAUCCAAGCUGGAGGAAACAAAGUGCUACUGUUACUGCGACCGCAAGCCCUCUUAUCAGAGAACAGAGAUGUUAUCCUUCCUGAUCCGCCGGGAGCCAACACUUCCAACAUUCCUCUCAGUUCUCCUCUCCUUCAUCCGCCAUCCACCUCAGCGAAGAAGGAAACGUCAGACCUGACAAGCUCCUUUGCCCGUUCUCGCGACUCCUUGGAUCUGGCCUGCGAGGAUCCUCGCUCUAAAGACAGCAAGAGGGAGAAGCGUGCCAAACCACCAAACACCAGCUCUUCCAGAGUCCCGCAGCAACGGCGCAUCAAGAGUCGGUCCGCUGAGAAUCUCCUUGAUCUCGGAGAUACAGAGAAAUCCAAAAGCCCAUCCAAAGACAAAGCUUGCAGCCACAAAGAAAAUCUGCAACAAAGCACUCGAGACUCCCACAAGAACAGAAAGUCUUGCCAACAUAGUCGCUCAGUCAGUCCCCAGAAGUCAAAGCGUGAAGGACAGGAAGUAGUAAUUGGCGAAGCGCAGGGACGGAAAAAGGAACGUCGUGUGAAGGGGAAAGCGAGCGUGGACCAGAAGAAAAGUGACGCUGAAAGAAGGAAAAAACAGGAAUCUAGAGGAAGGAAACUAAAUGAGACCCAAGAAGGGGAGGAGAGGUGGAGAGCUGAGAGAAAAGUGAAAAACAAAGGAGAGGAUGAAGUGCUUGAGCCAAAAGGGGAAAUGGAGCUCAAAAGCACCCGAAAGAAGAAAAAACAGAGAGAUAGAGACAUGCGAAAUGAGGACACCCACAUAUCGAGCAGAAAGGGAGACAAGAAGAGCAGACAAACAAAGGAUAAGGGGGAUCAAAUGGAAGAAAACAGGAAGGAAAUGAUUACAGAUAAGAAUGAAAGCAAAAGAAAAGGAAAUGAGAGCGAAGACAGGAAAGACGACAUUGUCACCACAGAUGUGGCUCCAGUCACCACCAGGGCGAGUCUAGUCUUUGACCACCCUGGACCCUUGAGCGACGGCCUUUGGGAGAUCCCUAGUUUUGCACGUAUCCUCACGCACGAGGAAGCGAUGCGAGAUGUUUGCGAAUAGUUUGGCGAUCCUUGGGAAUAGAAGGUUUAAGGCCAGAAACAUACACAAGUACGUGAAUGCAAACGCUUCUAGCUGUGAUUUCACACAGUUCAUCAUGGAUUGCAAAUUGCAUUCUCAACAUUUCAGCACUAUCGUGGGAAUAUCGCGAGUUAGUUAAACUGUCGACAUGUUUAUAGCUAGCUACCUAAAUAACAUCACAUCUGGUUUAUUGGCACAGACAUUUGAAGAAAACUAGAGUACAAGACUAAGCAUCUUCAAGGGGUAGUCAAAGUAUUCAAGGGGCUGAUUGAGAUUUCUUUAUACAUCUAUGUACAGCAGGUCAGUGUUUCAAGCAUUUGCACUUGUGUGGAACAUUGCCUAGCCAAACUUCUCCUAACAUGUUCCUUAUACUGUAAAAAAAAUCUGAUGUUGAGUUUAAUAAUAUUAAAUUUAUGGAAAAAUUGAUACAGCAUAUAAUACAUUCUACUGCAUAAACUCAAAAAUAAAAAAAGUUUGUUACUUGUGAAUUGUGGCUUGCAAAUAAGCCUCAUGUUGUUCCAAACCUUUUUUUUCUUCUG
Messenger RNA from Sinocyclocheilus anshuiensis, 4643 nucleotides. RefSeq names its product membrane-associated guanylate kinase, WW and PDZ domain-containing protein 3-like. Gene Ontology annotation, biological process: signal transduction. The record is from RefSeq and is a predicted model, not a curated record. Gene Ontology annotation, molecular function: protein binding. Gene Ontology annotation, cellular component: cell-cell junction; cytoplasm. NCBI's taxonomy places the organism in Eukaryota, Metazoa, Chordata, Actinopteri, Cypriniformes, Cyprinidae. The transcript is spliced from 22 exons. The coding region runs from base 1 to 4086 and encodes 1361 amino acids.